Actinia tenebrosa (Australian red waratah sea anemone) is the source of this 2319-nucleotide messenger RNA. RefSeq names its product T-complex protein 1 subunit epsilon. Gene Ontology annotation, molecular function: ATP binding; ATP hydrolysis activity; ATP-dependent protein folding chaperone. The record is from RefSeq and is a predicted model, not a curated record. NCBI's taxonomy places the organism in Eukaryota, Metazoa, Cnidaria, Anthozoa, Actiniaria, Actiniidae. Gene Ontology annotation, biological process: protein folding.
UUUCUUGCUGUUUCUCUCCAUAGCACCAAGAAGGUGCAACAGAAACUUUACAAAAUCCCAAAUCAUCGGCUUUAUCUAUCAUCGUAUAAACUAAAAACCUUCCACAAACAUGGCUAUGGGACCUCUUAGAGCUACUGCCCAAGGCAUUACGUUCGAUGAGUUUGGAAGGCCAUUUGUUAUACUCAAAGAACAGGAGACCGAACGAAGGUUGACAGGUCUCGAAGCUCAAAAGUCGCAUAUUUUAGCUGCCCGAGCUGUAGCUAGYAUUUUACGAACGUCCCUUGGACCAAAAGGCAUGGACAAAAUGAUGGUCAGCCCUGAUGGUGAGGUGACGGUCACUAAUGAUGGUGCUACAAUAUUAGGAAGAAUGGAAGUUGAUCAUGAAGUAGCAAAAUUGCUGGUUGAAUUAUCUAAAGCCCAGGAUGAYGAGAUUGGUGAUGGAACAACAGGAGUUGUUGUUUUGGCAGGUGCUUUACUAGAGCAUGCAGAACAGUUACUGGACUGGGGUCUCCAUCCAAUCCGUAUUGCAGAUGGUUUUGAGCUUGCUGCUAAGAUAGCUAUUGAACACAUGGAUAAAAUAUCUGAUAGCUUUCCAGUGGAUCCCAAAAACAAAGAGCCCUUGAUUGAAACAGCUAUGACAACAUUAGGCUCCAAAAUAGUAAGCAGAUGUCAUCGUCCUCUAGCAGAAAUAGCAGUUGAUGCUGUAUUGUCUGUAGCAGAUCUAGAACGCAAGGAUGUAGACUUUGAACUAAUUAAAGUAGAAGGCAAAGAAGGUGGUAAACUAGAAGAUACUAUUCUAGUGAAAGGUGUUGUAGUUGAUAAAGACAUGAGUCACCCUCAGAUGCCCAAGAGUAUUAAGGAUGCAAGAAUAGCAAUCCUUACUUGUCCAUUUGAACCUCCAAAACCCAAGACCAAACACAAGCUAGACGUUGCCACAGUAGAGGACUACAAGAAACUGCAGCAGUACGAAAAGGAUAAAUUUGUUGAAAUGGUCAAGCAAGUCAAGGAUACAGGUGCUAAUCUAGCUAUCUGUCAGUGGGGAUUUGAUGACGAAGCCAAUCAUCUUUUAUUACAGAAUAAUUUACCUGCUGUUCGAUGGGUUGGAGGACCUGAGAUUGAGCUUAUAGCUAUUGCUACUGGAGGUAGAAUCGUCCCAAGGUUUUCAGAACUGACAGCAGAGAAAUUAGGCAAAGCUGGUUCCGUCCGAGAACUGAACUUUGGAACGACCAGAGACAAGAUGUUGGUUAUCGAAGACUGUCACAACUCAAGGGCUGUUACUAUUUUUAUUAGAGGAGGAAAUAGAAUGAUAAUUGAGGAAGCCAAACGUAGCAUCCAUGAUGCUCUAUGUGUUGUGCGUAAUCUAGUAAGAGACAACAGAAUUGUCUAUGGAGGAGGAGCCACAGAAAUUACCUGUUCUUUGGCGGUAGCUAGCGAGGCAGACAAGAUCUCUACAAUUGAGCAAUAUGCCAUGCGUGCAUUCGCUGAUGCCCUGGACAACAUCCCUCUAGCCUUAGCAGAGAACUCUGGUUUGAACCCUAUACAGACCGUAGCAGAUAUCAAAUCUAAGCAAGUAGCUGAGAAAAACCCAAGACUGGGAGUGGACUGCAUGGAUACUGGCAUUAAUGACAUGAAGAAACAACACGUAAUAGAGACACUGAUUGGAAAGAAACAACAGAUCAGUCUCGCCACACAGCUAGUUAAGAUGAUCCUGAAGAUCGAUGACAUCAGAAUCCAGGGAGGUUCAUCAUAAUGCAGAAUACAAAUCCAGAAUGCAAGAAUCGAUGUGUGAGCCGUAGAGGUUGCGUGUUGUUAGUCGACAGCGUUCAAUUGAGCAGACUUCGUGUUUGUGUGGGUUAGGACGUGACGUGACGUGCGGUGAUUGUGAUUUUGUCAUGUUUGGGUAACGUAAUCAAUCUACUAUGUCGUGUUUGAUUUUUCAAUUUUGGAGAAGAUUUUGUAUGGCGUAACUGUCACGUGCAGCACGGUCACGGCACAGAGUUAACAACAGCUGUCACGGCUUGCGACAUUACUGCUUACCCAAUCAGAAUAUUGAGCCAUGGUAUCAUCACGGUCACGGCAUGUCACGUCUUUAAAGCAAGGCUUUUCACCAAAGUACUGACUCAACUGCUGACUAAAUACUUCCUCUAUUGCAAAUUCUUGAUUUUCAUGUGACGUCACAGUCGCCAUGUUGGAUGUUUUUUUUUAUAUAUAAAACCCGAAUCUUAGUCAUUGCUUUUGUUAUAACAUCCAGCAUGGCUGAUAUGUAUUUUUCCCUUCGUUCUUUAAAGAAUGAAUUCUAUCCAAGAAUAAAUUCGUCAU